Molecule: messenger RNA, 1154 nt
Organism: Lycium ferocissimum
Lineage: Eukaryota; Viridiplantae; Streptophyta; Magnoliopsida; Solanales; Solanaceae
Exons: 6
Coding region: 364-975 (203 amino acids)
Biological process (GO): GPI anchor biosynthetic process
Cellular component (GO): glycosylphosphatidylinositol-N-acetylglucosaminyltransferase (GPI-GnT) complex
Source: RefSeq, a predicted model, not a curated record
GCAAAAUAUUGAGUUGAGAAGUUCUACAUAUUUUGGUACAUGUAACAAGUGAGAUUUUUGAGGCCCAAAACAUUUGAGUCGCAGGAGAUUGGCACAAAAGUUGCAAAAUGAUUGAAGAAGUAUAUUUUUCUCUUAUAUUUCUUUCUUGGCUUCUUUUUCCGGUAUGGAACAGGGAGCUGCAUCUUGCAUAUUCUAUGAUUGAAACUCAUUGACUGUAUUGGAUUUGGCCUCUUGAAUCAAAACUUGGAUAAGACGAGUUUGCAUAAAACUUUCUUUUUUUCAGGUACUAAUAUCUGUAGCAGGGAAAGAACAUCUGCCGGACAAGAUCCAUUAAGAGGGAUCUGCAUUUUUCUAGAGAGUGAAAUGCUAGCUUUAUCAGAAUCCUAUGUUGAAAUGGGUUCAUGGUUGCUCUUGACACUUAUGGCGGAGGCAUUGGGAAUAGCAGUAGGCAAAUACACAUACGUACACGAAGUGGGUAAAGGGCCACCUGAAGCCAUUGACGCACAUCAUAUUGUGGUGAGAAGGAGUAGAGAAAAGGGUUCCAAUUUAUGCCUCUUUACUCUUCUCCUUUUUGCUUAUCCAUCAUUUCUCUUAUUCCAAAAGGGAAAGCUAGAUACUCUUCAUAUUUGGAGCUUAGUUAUCAUGGCAUUGCUCAUUAGGUUAUUCCUAAAGAAGCCAGUUAAGAAAGAGUCUGUUCUAAUUCUGCCAGCUUUUGGAGUUCAACUUGAGACUCAGUAUGGAAGUGGGAAAACAGUUCACCAGUUUGUCCCCGUUAGCAGGAUUUUGAAACCAGUGCUAACAGAAUGUGUCACCCCAGUUACCUGUUAUUGGAGUCUAUCUUUGAUUAUUCGAGGGGAGGAAGAACUUAUGCUAGUUUUCAAGGAAUUGCGUCCACCAGUGAAAAUGUUGGCGCCCAUCUGGAAGGCUUUAUGUGCUGCCAUCGAAUGUAGAGAAUGCACGGAGGCUAUUACAUAGAUUGUACAAGUAUAACCUCAACUGAUUCAAUUUUUAGUAUAAUUUAUUUCAGCACUUGUUUGUAUUCUUUACGUUGAAAGUUGUAAAUGGCAUGAUAUAGUUCCCAUAUGUCAUCACACAUGCUUCCUGCAAAAGGCUACUCAUAUGAGCUGCUUACUGCAUUGGAACCACUUCUCAUA